Diutina rugosa is the source of this 1908-nucleotide messenger RNA. RefSeq lists its product as uncharacterized. Lineage: Eukaryota; Fungi; Ascomycota; Pichiomycetes; Serinales; Debaryomycetaceae. The transcript has a single exon. The record is from RefSeq and is a predicted model, not a curated record. Bases 1 to 1908 code for a protein of 635 amino acids. Gene Ontology annotation, cellular component: nucleus. Gene Ontology annotation, molecular function: exonuclease activity; nucleic acid binding.
AUGGGCAUACCCGAAAUUGAAGAGCCUCUAUCGCAACGAGCCGCUCGUCUAUCGAUAUCCACUGCCGACCGCGACGGAUUAUUGAUGCGCGACUCCCUCCGCAAAGAGAUGGGCGACACCCUGCGCCGAAGCCUGGUGGUUCUGUUUGAACUGAUUGACAGCAGCAAGGGAAGUCAACAUCCUCCUACUACUACAAAGAAGCCUUCCAAGCGUCGUCGGUCUCUGGCACAUCAGGCGGUGGAUAAACCAGGACCUACCAAAAAGGGUCCCAAACUCGAACAAUCUGAGUCAACUGCUGCCAAACCGGCUAAGGUUCAUAAGAAGAAAGCGAAGCGAUUAUUACCACCGACAUUCAAGCUUGUUUCAAAUGAUCACGUUGGUCGGUUUAGCGUACCGCUAUUCCGGAACCUUAUUCUCCAUGUGUUUGGUUCAGGGUCGAAGACACGUGAUCACUCCAAAUGGUUUGACGUAACCAACCCUCAUAACGUGUCGAGCGUGGUGGUGGCCAUCGUUCCGGGGCUUGAAGAGUCAAAGUAUGCUCCCGACGGUUUGGCAAAAGGCCAAUUCCACCCAAUCCUAUGUCCAGAAAUGCCCCAAUUCAAUGAUGCCAUUCUCAGUACCGCACCCGGGUCAAAAGAGUCGCUUUACUCUAUUUACCAGGCGUUUAUUAGCACUCGAAUCUCAAAAGCUGAAAGGAAAACCUUAAUGGCUCGCGGCGAGAAACAUACCGUUGUGAUCAAGGACUUGUUACUUACGCCAGCCCAAUUGGAAGAGCACAGAUAUCCGUUGGAACUUCCUGCUAAUGACGAUACUUGGCGUGAAACCAUUGCCUUUGACCACGAAGGGCUGACUAUUUUUGCUCUCGAUUGUGAAAUGUGUCUUGCUGGCAGAGAGGAGGUCAUUACACGGGUAUCGUUAGUCAACUUCCAAGGCGAGGUGGUGUUUGACGAAUUUGUGCGUCCUGAUGCUGAAAUCACUGAUUAUAAGACGAAAUUCCUGGGGAUCACUGAAGAAUUGCUUGAAGGGGUAACGACGACGCUCCGAGAUAUCCAGGAUAAAAUUAUGGCAACAGUAUCGGCGUCUGAUGUCCUUAUUGGUCAUUCACUUGAGCACGACUUGAGCAUAUUGAGAAUGAAGCAUUCAAACGUUAUUGAUACCGCGGUCAUCUACGAUCACGACAAUGGUCCUCCGUCUAAGCCCUCGCUUCGUCAAUUGGCACUUAAACACUUGGAUCGUUACAUUCAAACGGGGGAGGCUACUGGUGCUGGUCACUCAUCGGUGGAAGACGCCACCGCUUGUCUUGAUCUCGUCAAAUUGAAACUCAUCAAGGGUAAAUUCUAUGGCAAAAGCUUGGGUGAAGAGCCGAUGUUUGCUCAUUUGGCUAAAGUCGAUCCGAACUUCCUGGGAUUAUCAAUUGCUUACCAAAAAUACCAACCAUCAGAUCUUUGGUCAAUUGAAUCUCAUCUGUCGUCAGUUAAAGUAACUAAUGAUGAUGAAGUGGUUGAAACUUAUGUUGCCAACGGUACCGACAAACGAUUUGUUGUGCUUAACAUGCGUCAACUUGAGUUUAGUCGGGGAUGGCUGAAACCACCCAUGGCCUAUCUGGGCCCCCAGCUUGACCAAGACGCUGAAGAAGCCGCUACUAUCGCUCGCAUCAAUAAGAUAUACGAGCAGAUGCCGCCACAAGCGAUGCUUAUUGUGUGUUCGACGCUGAAGUCACCAAAGUCGAUGCUUAAAUUGCAACAACUCCAGCGUGAAUGGAAACGUAAAGUUAGAGACAAUGUCGAUCUUACUGCCGUCCCUGAGGGAGAGCGGUGGACCCCGCAAACCGCCAGUGAUUUAUACGAUGCCGUCGCCGAAGCCCGUCAAGCCAUCCUGUUUGUCGCCCUCAAACCCAGUCAGUCGUAA